AUGUCCGGGGAACUCGCCACAGCGAAUAUGGGCAAGUUCGGGCUGUUAUCUGUUGCUCUGCUUUCGUUGCAAGCUCUGCUUGCGCGCGGAGAGAAUCCUUCUGCUGAGCCUGCUACUGAGGAAUCCAAAAUCCCAACAUUGGCCGUUACGGUCUCAGCCACCUUUCCCAAUUCCGAGUUUUUUGGGGUCAAACUUGUGAACGGCAACCCAACCCAAGCCCUGCUGUCCAUCACCAACGAAGAACCUAAUCCAGUAACCUUGAACCUGGUUGGAGGCACCCUGUCGACGCUUGAAGCUCCAGGAAAAGCAAGCCGUAAUGCCCGCAACCUUACCGUGUCCCGCUUCGACAUCGAGAUUCCUAGUGGGAAACAGCACACCUUGGGGUAUGCUUUCGUCACGGAGAUGCACCCUCAGGAAUUGAGGUUGAACCUUGCCGCUAUUAUCUCAAAUUCCGAGGGCAGAUCAUUUACCGUCGAGGCCUAUAACGGCACUGUUAGCAUCGUUGAACCAGAAACAAGCAUCUUCGAUCCCAAAGUUCUCUUCCUAUACAUUUUCCUCUUGGCCUCCUUUGUAGGAGUUGCCUAUUUUUUCUACAACAUCUGGAUCGCCCCCUACCUCCCUCAGAAGCGCAAGGGUGGAGACAAAGUAAAGAAGUCCUCCGGGCAGCCGAAGACUGAGACCGAGCAAGCUUCCGUCACUGGAGCUGAAAGAUCAAGUGCCACUUCAGGAAAAGCCUAUGACACCGAAUGGAUCCCCGCGCACCAUAUCCACAGGCCUGAGCCGCGGAAAGUGAAGAGUGGAGGCCGAACGAAAUCCAAAGCCUAA
Molecule: messenger RNA, 825 nt
Organism: Paracoccidioides brasiliensis Pb18
Exons: 3
Coding region: 1-825 (274 amino acids)
Cellular component (GO): endoplasmic reticulum; endoplasmic reticulum membrane
Source: RefSeq, a predicted model, not a curated record